AGGAGGAGACAGCCGUUCGAUUCGAAGGUGGGCCACGUGUGGUUAUCUGACCAUCAGAUUGUUGGACAUUUAUUGGACGAAUCAGAGGUUAGGAUUUGCCACAGUCGGUUCGACAAUUUGGUCGGUUUAGUUUGACACGUGUACAAUUUCCAAUUGCGGCUGUGUAUCUAGUGUCAUAAUCGGCCAGAGCAACAAAUAAACACCCCACUAUUUCUUUUUCGCGCUCUUCUACAAAUUCCAAAUCAAUCCCAAAGCCCUUUCAUCUCUCUCUGCGGCAAAAAAUGCCAUCUCAUUCAAAGGCUAUGUCAAAUGAUUUUCUGUUUUAUUGAAAGCUGUCUGCAGAUUAUUUAGAUGGGAAAUCCCGUCUUCAGUGAUGGACCAAAGACUGAAGCUCCUCAAAGUUUGAUUGAUAAGCUUUAUAGCACCUUUUCAAACGGCCUUCCUUUUGCAGCACCCAUCUCCAAUUUAAGGACUACUGAGCAUGAGCUGGUACAAGGUGUUUUGCAAAUGCUACAAGGAUUUUCGAGUCCAUUGUUUUACUGGGAAGACAGUGAACAAAGAUUCCACGUUAAGAAAGGGAUAUAUGUACCUCACCUUUCACAAACAAGUCUCAUUGGAAUUCUCAGCCAAUUUGUAUACAGUGCGACGUGCUUACAUUUAGUAGAAAGUUUUGUCAAGAAGGUGGAGAUCUCUUCUGUAAGAUCUCCUCCUACCCUGAGGGCUUUUGCAAAUUCUGUUUCUAUUUGGCUCAAGAGGCUGCGAAGUGUUGCACUAAAGAAGGAAACGGUGUCGGUUGGAUCUGAUACAAAAGCUACACUCACUCUCCUUGGACUAGCGAACGCUUUAUCAAGUCUUUGCUUUGGGGCAGAAUAUCUACUGCAGGUUGUGCACGGGGCAAUUCCUAGCGCUUACUUUGAAUCUGAAACUGUUGUCCCAGCUGGUGAGAUGUCAGUUCAUAUUCUCAACCAUCUUUAUAAGCAGUUGGAUGAAGUUUGUCCUGUGCGAGGUGGUGAGGAGGAAGCAUACCAUAUGCUUCUGGUGUUGUUUGUCGGAAGUUUACUUCCAUACAUAGAGGGGCUCGAUUCUUGGCUUUAUGAUGGGACACUCGAUGAUCCAUUUGAGGAGUUGUUCUUCCACACAAACAAUGCAAUUGCCAUAGAUCAGCCAGCAUUCUGGGAGAAGAGUUAUCUUUUGAGAUCACUGCAACACGGAAAGUCAGGUCCUGGAAUCUCACUGAUUACUGGUGAUGAUGAUUCCAUGAAGAAUGAUAAGAGAGAGACAGGUGACAGGGAACCCGUCCGUCCAUCUAGUUCUGGAGGGGGAAAAGAUCAGAAUGAUAUGGACAUUGUAGUCUGUCCUCUAUUUUUAAAGGACAUGGCCAGGGCCAUUGUCUCUGCAGGGAAAUCAUUGCAGCUGAUGCGGUAUGUUCCAGGGGACUCUGCAGAAAUACCGGACAGGGGUAACGACUACGAGAUGCCUGUUUCUGGCACAUCAAAAUGUUUAAUGUCCAGCUCUCGGUUAACCGCCGAUAGACAUCCAGCAGGUGUCAAACCUGAAGAUUUGAGCUUUACAGAUUUUGAAGAUCCAAGGUCCAAGGAUGAUGGUUUCUUUCGUGAUGAAUCUGAUGCUUAUUCAGGAGAGAUGUAUCAUGCACAAGGAAUGGGAGGGUUAACCUUGUCAGAGGUCUUCUGUGUAUCUUUGACAGGUCUGAUAGAAUAUGGCAGUCAUGUCUUUCAAUACUUCCGGCAGGAGUAUCCAUGGAAUCCCAAAAUAGCAGAAAUAUGCAAGUCUUACAUGGAGACGGAGAAGCUGGAAAAUGAAGAUGGCGAGGCCAUGCCUGCUUCAAUUGGUUCGGAGAAUAUUUGGUGCAAGUUUUUGGUUGACACAAUAUUACAAAGAAGUAGUCAAGCAGAUAUUGAAUUGGUUAAAGGUGAUUCGAAGGGCGCAAUGAAGGAUUUGGAUUUCUCUGUGGAGAUAAAAGAAGUGGUCAAGGCUGUAAAUUUCGUUGGUCAAAAGUGGAUGAUAGAUAAUAAUGGCGGUAUAGAUGAAAUGCAUCUUGCUCAAUCAUUCUGCCCUGAAAACCCCGCCAUUACUGUAUCUAGAGAUUUCCUUUCUAAGAACAAGGAUUCCUGGGAUGAACUGAACUUAUCUAGAAACUUCUACCUUCCCCCUUUAAAUGAUGACAAUCUGCGAGAGGCUAUUUUUGGCGGGAAUGAUAUUAACACUAACAACGAAAUCAGUGGAUUACCUAAAGGAAUAUUCAAAGGGACAAACUCUACUUUCGGUUUUCAAUUUGGUGAAUAUCAGCAUCUUCGUUUGGAGGAUGACAUAAAGACUACAGAAGCGUUAUUUCCUUUUCCAACUCUUCUUCCUUGUUUUCAGGAGGACGUACCAGUUUUGGAACUUUUGCCUUUCCAGAAAAACAGCACCCUUGCAUCAAGAGUUCUCAAUUGGGUUCAGAGUUUCAGCCCAAAGGCUACACCACUUCCUCUAGUUAUUAUCCAGGAAUGCCUUCUUAUAUACAUAAAGAAACAGGUGAAUUAUGUUGGUAGGCAUAUCUUGUCAAAGCUGAUGAAUGGAUGGAGAUUGAUGGAUGAACUCAUUGUGUUACGGGCUAUUUACUUGUUAGGUUCAGGUGACCUUCUUCAGCAGUUCUUGACUGUGCUUUUUGAUAAGCUAGACAAGGGAGAAUCUUGGGAUGAUGAUUUUGAAUUGAAUACCGUACUACAGGAGUCGAUCAGAAAUUCUGCUGAUGGCAUGCUUCUAAGUGCGGAGGAUUCUUUGGUUGUGUCAAUCCUAAAACCUCAUGCCUCAGAUGAUGAAGAACGUACAACAAGCAAUAUCUCAACUCCCCGAAGAGGUCGCACCCACUGUUUUGGGAUUGAUGCCCUGGACACGCUGAAAUUCACAUACAAGGUUUCUUGGCCCCUCGAGCUUAUUGCUAACCUGGAGGCAAUUAAGAAGUAUAAUCAGGUGAUGGGUUUCUUGUUGAAGGUGAAGCGUGCAAAAUUUGUUCUUGACAAAGCUCGGAGGUGGAUGUGGAAGGGUGGAGGGACCACAAGGAUCAACCAUAAGCAUCACUUGCUGGUUGAGCAGAAGCUUCUCCAUUUUGUGGAUGCAUUCCAUCAGUAUGUCAUGGAUAGGGUGUUCCACAGUGCAUGGCUUGAACUCUGCAAAGGUAUGGCAUCUGCAGGCUCUCUUGAUGAAGUCAUAGAAGUGCACGAGGCCUACCUCUUGUCUAUCCAACGGCAGUGCUUCGUGGCUCCUGAUAAGUUGUGGGCAUUGAUUGCGAGCCGGAUCAAGAGCAUUCUUGGGUUGGCUCUUGAUUUCUACUCCAUACAGCAGACGCUGUGCAGCGGUGGUGCGGUUCCUGCUAUCAAGACGAGAUGUGAAAUGGAAGUGGAUCGGAUCGAGAAACAGUUCGACGAUUGCAUCUCCUUUCUACUCAGAGUACUAUCAUUCAAGCUCAAUGUGGGGCACUUCCCUCAUUUGGCAGACUUGGUUACUAGGAUCAACUACAAUUAUUUCUACAUGUCUGAUAAUGGCAACUUGCUAACCAUCCCUGGCUCAGAUACAACUUCUAAGCUGGGAAAAGCCUUCCCGUCAAGACCCGACUCAUAAGGAAUCCUUGGUAUGUUAGUUGAUGACUUGUGUUUUCGUCAGGAUUCUUUAUGGGAUUUGGAAGGGGAACAACAUGAUAUAUGACACUGGUGUUGCCGUGAGGAGGAGAAUCAUGUCUAAGAUUGUUAGACGGGUGCUAGCAAGACUAGAAUUCAGCGGCCUCUCAUUUUCAAUUUCAAUGGAGAUGUGGAAGGGGGCGAUUUUGGUCGUCCUUGGCUUGCGUGCCUUGCCUUUCCUUGUUUUCCCAUGUAGUGGUGCAGCGAGAGAAUGUCUCCUGCUUUGUGGCUUCUUUGUGUCUUUUUAUGUGUGUGUGUGUGUGUGUGUGUGUGUGUUUAAGAAAUGGAUAAUUGCAGAAAGGUUUUUGUUGCAACAUGUAAAAGAUGCAUUAACAAAUCAAGCAACUUGGCAAGGGGUUGAGCACAUUCCCAAUGA
Magnolia sinica is the source of this 4053-nucleotide messenger RNA. RefSeq lists its product as uncharacterized. The transcript is spliced from 18 exons. Gene Ontology annotation, cellular component: centrosome; gamma-tubulin complex; spindle pole. NCBI's taxonomy places the organism in Eukaryota, Viridiplantae, Streptophyta, Magnoliopsida, Magnoliales, Magnoliaceae. Gene Ontology annotation, molecular function: microtubule minus-end binding; gamma-tubulin binding. Gene Ontology annotation, biological process: microtubule nucleation; spindle assembly; meiotic cell cycle. The record is from RefSeq and is a predicted model, not a curated record. The coding region runs from base 352 to 3621 and encodes 1089 amino acids.